AUGGCACUACCGGCCAUCUAUAGUCUUUCUCCUGAGACCUUGGAGCUGAUAUUCGGUCAAUUUUGUCUUCACUGCCAAGGCGAAUGUCUCAAUCCAACUCCAAUUGACUGUUCCAUUAACGGGGCUGAGCAGGGCGAUGGCUCUUCUUCCUCGUACUCCCUGGACCGCCACGCACUCUUCUCACUAUGUUUGGUCUCCCAGAGGCUCUCUGACAUUGCUCGACCGAUUCUUUACCACGAAUUUGCUCCAGGAUAUGGAGAUUCCGGGAGAUCGACAGUAUACGCGUGGGAUAGGCGGCUCACAUCGUUCAUGCGGACUGUAGCGAAACGCCCCGAGCUAGGCAGACUUGUCAAAAGAGUUUAUAAACACCAUUUUCUAACAAAGAAUCUCGAUGUUGGCGAUGCAAUGCACGCCCUUGAUGAAGCAGCGCGCGGAAUGGGCCACGAUCUAUCACAUGCAUGGAUGCUACGAAUACAACGCGGCUUCGGCGAAAAUCCGAUGUGGCUUUCAUUCCUUUCGUCUCUUUUAGAGACGGAGAAACUUCUGAAACACCCUGACUUACAAGGUAGCCUAAAAUCGAGGGAAGAAUUGACUCAGAAGCAGCGACGAUGGCUGGCUGCCGAAUUGAUGUCGACGGUCAUUGCUCAGCUGCCGAACCUAGAUCAUCUCAGUCUAUGUGUGUUGCCAUAUGGUCCUGGAGACUGUGCUCCACCAUCCGCCUUAGAAGUUCUUGGUAUUUCUAGUUUACGCCUUAAGACUGUCGAUAUCGCCCUUGAUGCUAGCGAUAUUGAUAUGGGGUUCAACUUGGAAAUCCGGCUGCGCGGUCUACUUCGCUGGUCACAGCAGUUAACGACAAUCAAUCUCCAUAAAUGCUCAGCGACAUUCAGUCUAGUGCCAAUUCUAUCACUACCACGGUUAUCAAAUAUUCGCAUGACCGAAACCAGAAUUGGUGAGGCCAGCUUAGAAUCACUGCUGACCUCGAGCCAAGAUCUUCGUACAUUUUCAUACGAGGCCGCAUAUUCUGACAGCUGGAAGGAAAGUCUGAAUGGGCGCUACCAUUUUCAAUCCUUUCAUGCGAUUAAUGCUCUAGGCAGGCAUCGGGAAACACUGGAAUUUUUGCACUUGGAUCUCCGAGGAUGGGACGCUUUACUCGCAACUCGUGGUACACAUAUCCCGCCAUUUCCGAGUCUCAAGCAUUUUACGUCACUUCAGCGGUUAUUUUUGAGGGUCGACGCGAUAUUUCUUAACAGCCUGGAAUCGUCUAAUGACCACCAGGCGCUAAUUAAUAUUUUGCCGAAAGGCAUAGUAUCGUUACGUAUCGGUGGUUAUUUCAGUGAAACUUUCCCGCGUCUUGCAAAUGCUUUACUUGGUCUUGCGGAUGCCGUAAUGUCUCAAAAACACAACGAAGAGCGACAGUUUCCCCACCUGAGUGAGAUUCAGUGUGACUUUACACCAAUGAUGGAUAAAUGGGGGAUAAGCAAAGUGUUGGGCGUUGCUGGCAUUCGUUUUCUAUAUGGCGAUUCUGGCUCAUGAAAGUCGCAGAUUGCAUCUGGGAAGCCCCCAUUUGUAUUGUAUGAGUUGGUUGUUAUUAUAAACAAUGAACAUAUGGU
This is a messenger RNA of Trichoderma harzianum CBS 226.95, 1610 nucleotides long. RefSeq lists its product as hypothetical. The transcript has a single exon. The record is from RefSeq and is a predicted model, not a curated record. Bases 1 to 1533 code for a protein of 510 amino acids. NCBI's taxonomy places the organism in Eukaryota, Fungi, Ascomycota, Sordariomycetes, Hypocreales, Hypocreaceae.